AAUAGACACCCGGCUUCAGUUUUCAUGUGUCAGCGGCGGUGGAAGGAAGAAGCAGCUCAGCGGCGGUUAAUCCUUAAAUCUGAUCAGGCGGAGAAAACACAUAUCAUGGACAGCCGAAAGCGCCCGAGAGAAGAGCCGCUGAUUGUGGAGCUGCUAAAAACCCCAGAGAAGAGGUAUAAAGAAGGCAAUUACAAGGACUGGGACACCGAGGAAACCUGCUCCUAUCUUCGCCAGCACGGACUCGGAGAAUGGGAACAAAAGUUCAAAGAACAGAAGAUUACAGGAUUGGGACUACGCUAUCUCACUGAACUCCAGCUGGAAAAGAUGGGCAUUGAGCCCAUGGGCUCCAGACUGCAGAUCCUCCACUAUCUCAGCAAACUCUGGCAAAUCUCGUCUGAGUGCAUGAAGGUCUUUAACGAUCCCAUUCAUGGCCACAUCGAGCUCCAUCCUCUGCUGAUGCGCAUCAUCGACACCCCUCAGUUCCAGAGGCUACGGCACAUCAAGCAGCUGGGAGCCACAUACAUGGUGUUUCCUGGAGCUGCACACAACCGCUUCGAACACUGCAUAGGUGUUGGAUAUUUAGCAGGUUGUCUGGUCCAAGCUCUGAACGAGAGACAGCCUGAGCUCCUCAUCACCAAACAAGACAUCCUGUGUGUUCAGAUCGCCGGCUUGUGCCAUGACCUGGGUCACGGUCCUUUUUCCCACAUGUUCGAUGGAUUGUUUAUUCCGACGGUUCGACCCGGACUGAAAUGGAAGCACGAGAGCGCGUCGGUCCAGAUGUUUGACCACCUGGUGAAAGUGAAUAAUCUGAAGGGAGUGAUGGAGGAGUACGGACUCUCUCUACCCAACGACCUGAUCUUCAUUAAAGAGCAGAUCGCUGGGCCGCUGGACUCCGUUUCCUCGGCCAACAAGUGGGCGUACAAAGGCAGAUCGGAAGAGAAAGCGUUCCUGUACGAGAUCGUCGCCAAUAAGAGGACCGGCAUCGACGUGGACAAGUGGGAUUAUUUUGCGAGAGACUGCUAUCACCUGGGCAUCCAGAACAACUCCGACUACCGUCGCUUCCUCAAGUUCGCUCGAGUGUGUGACGUGAAGGGCAAGAAACACAUCUGCACCAGAGACAAGGAAGUAGGUGAUUUAUACGACAUGUUCCACACACGUAACUGCCUGCAUCGCCGCGCGUACCAACACAAAGUGGGCAACGUCAUCGAGGUCAUGAUUACAGAAGCUCUGGUGAAAGCCGAUCCGUACGUUAAAAUCCGGGGCUCUUCAGGAAAGACGUACAGAAUUUCGGAAGCCAUCGAUGACAUGGAGGCUUACACUAAACUCACAGAUCACAUUUUCGAGCAGAUCCUGUACUCGUCUGAUCCAGUGCUAUCUGAAGCUCAGGCCAUCCUGCAGAACAUCCUCUGUAGAAGGCUGUACAAAUGCGUGGGCCAGACGACACCUGACUCUCACUAUGACGUGUCGCAGGACAUGUUACUCAUGUGGGCUCGUGAGGUGUCUGAGAGUAAACCUGACCGCAUUGAGGUGGAUCUCAAGCCCGAGGACUUCGUAGUCAACGUGAUUUGUAUGGAUUAUGGAAUGAAAGAGAAGAACCCUGUGAACAACGUUUAUUUCUACUGCAAGAACGACCCCACCAAAGCCAUCAAGAUCCGCAAGAACCAGGUGUCCAAGUUACUGCCGGAACGAUUUGCAGAGCAGCUGAUCAGAGUUUACUGCAAAAAAACAGACGAGAGGGAUCUGGAAGCGGCAAAGAAAUAUUUUGUGCAGUGGUGUAUGAACAGAAAUUUCUCCAAACCACAGGACGGCGAUGUCACGGCCCCAGAGCUCACUCCACUAAAGCGUGACUGGCAGAAUGAAGACGAUGACGACUCUGACAGCGAGAACGACAGUGACAACGACACCAGAGGUCGACGGAUUCUCAACCAUGGAAAACCCGUAAAAACAAAUCUGUUUCAAUUGCCACAAGACAAAACAAGCUAAAGUGUUGGCACCCCUGAAAAUGCUCAGGUUCAGUAUUUCGGCACCUCCAACACCUUCAGAGGACCUUAAACAUGUUACCUUCUAGUGGCAGUAAAUGACAGGAAGCUAAGAGCCACUUCUGGUGAAUAAAAACAGGACAGAUCUGAGAUUAUCCUGAGAGAUCUCGAACUCUACCUGAAAAUGCUGCCUACUCAGAGUGGAUAAAGUAUUACUGAUAAAGUAUUACUGAUAAAGUAUUACUGAUAAAGUAUUACUGAUAAAGUAUUAAUGAUAAAUAAAACAAUAAAACAAAAUCCAUACCAGUGUAGAACAUUAUAGAUCAUUAGCACGAGUCUUUCGGCCUUGUAACAAUUAAAAUGAAAAUAAAUUCAAUUUGAUGUUUCUAAACAUUUCCUAAGCCAUGCCUAAAUUCUCUCUUACCUAGCUGCACUAAAUAGUAUGGUGUCCUAUUUAUUAUAAACAAACUAUAUCACUAUUUAUAUUCUUAUUAUAUACUGUUACAAAUAAAUAAAAAGUCCUUUACUGCCACUCACGGAAAAAUGUUUAUCGUUCCUGUAAAAUCGGUGCCCUGUUUUUCUUUUAAUCUUUUUUUUUAAUUUUUUUUUUUUUAGCUCUAUUUUUAUAUUUUAAAAAAAGAUUCUGCAGACUCCAUUUAUUUGGUUAAAAAAAUCAUGUUAAUUUGUCCAUCAUGCUCUUCAUCAUGCUAUCUGAACGUCCUUGAGAUGAAGGUCUGGCGAGGGGGGCGGGGCGGGGCAGAGGGCGGAGCUUGAGAGACAUUCAACCAUUCGAUUGCAUUCCUUCUCCUAUUUUGUAUCACCGUGCAAAAAUGUUUUUAUAUUGUUUAGUUUCUACUCUUAUUUAAUGUGGUUUAAGCUCCGCCCACUCGUUAACCCAAAGACGCCCGUCACUCCGAAGGAUUGGGGGGGGGUGUCGUGAGAUCUACCUCUGUGUUACACGAGUAUAAGGAGAAAGAGCAAUCUUCCUGGAGAGACAGAGGACAUUUAGAACAUUGUGUCUUCCUGAGAUAACACUCAGUGUUUAUUAGCAAUAAGAGCAAUGUUCAUUUUUCAAGGUUUAUUUAUGCAAACAAAAGUUGUUCUGACAUGUACACAUGUAUAUAUGUAUUUUUAUAUGUGUGUAUUAUGGUAUUUUGUUCAUUUUCAUCCAAAGUAUGGUUCUGGGACUUUUAAGCAUUUUUUGUUGUCUUGUUGCAGGCAUGUUCAUUUUUAAUAUCUAUAUAUAUUUUUGUUUUUGUUUUUUUAAUAGAUCAGCAAUUCUUUUCUAGCUUUCUAUUCUUACUUGGAUCUCAAUGUGGAUGCAAACUUUUGCAUAAGGCAUUAUAAAGCAUAAUAGUCUGUACUAGAGGUUCAUACCUUCCCAACUUUACACCUUUUUAUCCUUUUUCCCCUUCUGUUGAAAACUGCAGAUAAGCCAAUCAUCAUGUGCAUACUUGGAAGCUCAGACACCUUCUCUAUAUCUAGUCGAUUUUUUCAAGUGUUCCUUUGCUUUCCAGCAAGAGCUUUCCCGGUAUCAAUGGAGCAAUAUUAAAGAUUCGUAUUAAUGGAAGCAAAAAAAAAAAACAAUAUUAUAUUUUUAUUAUAUAUAAUAUUUUUAUUAUAUAUAAACUAUAUUUAUAUAGUUUCUUUUUUUUUCUUCUAGACUUUUUGUACACACUUUUUAUAUGCAGGUUAAACGUGUUGUUUUUACUCUGCACGUGAGCAGCAUCAUACCUUCUGUCAGUCCGCUAACGUUAUUCCUGCAGCGAGGUUUUGUUUGUUCUGAUGUGUGUGGGUUUUGUUGAGGUUUCAGUAUUAACCGGUGCACUCCAGUGUUAGAAGGUGAGAAUUUGUUUGCAGUGUUGUGUGGGGUUUAUUUUUUUCUACACGAUUAUGGAGAAUUGUGUGAUGGUGAAUUGUGAUGGCGCUGUUCAUGAAUGUAGAUGAAUAAUAAAGCGGGAUUGAGAGGAA
Molecule: messenger RNA, 3950 nt
Organism: Tachysurus vachellii
Lineage: Eukaryota; Metazoa; Chordata; Actinopteri; Siluriformes; Bagridae
Gene: samhd1a
Product: SAM domain and HD domain 1
Exons: 16
Coding region: 25-1983 (652 amino acids)
Biological process (GO): regulation of innate immune response; dGTP catabolic process; defense response to virus
Cellular component (GO): nucleus
Molecular function (GO): protein binding; dGTPase activity
Source: RefSeq, a predicted model, not a curated record